Astyanax mexicanus (Mexican tetra) is the source of this 5023-nucleotide messenger RNA. RefSeq names its product phospholipid phosphatase 2b (gene plpp2b). Gene Ontology annotation, molecular function: phosphatidate phosphatase activity. The transcript is spliced from 6 exons. The record is from RefSeq and is a predicted model, not a curated record. Bases 403 to 1266 code for a protein of 287 amino acids. Lineage: Eukaryota; Metazoa; Chordata; Actinopteri; Characiformes; Acestrorhamphidae. Gene Ontology annotation, biological process: phospholipid dephosphorylation; signal transduction; phospholipid metabolic process.
CGCAGAGGAAGGGGAGGGGAGGAACACGGUGGCGUGUGUGUGUUUUUUAUGGAAAUAAGCGGAGGAGAUAAGAGGAGAGACUGAAUAUCCACUUCCUAUAAGACUGGAACACGAAGCGGGGAGGCUUUUCUUGUAGUGGAGGUGUUAAAAGCGGUGUGGAGCGGAUCUGUUAUAACUUUCUGAACUCGGGAGAGGAACUCCAGCGCUUCUCCUCCUUCUCCUUUUCAUUUUCCUUCUCCUCCUCCUCUGUGGUAAACAGAGCUGGGCAGGUAGAGCAGAAAGAGCCGGAAAAACUCGCAGCGCAGGUUGGCCUGUGUGCGCGCGCGCUUUCAUUCUUUCAGUCUUUAACUAAAUGAUUUAAUCCAGAUACGCGUCUCCAGACUUGGGACAGAGGGAAGAGUCAUGAAGGACAUGAGGAAAAAGAAGCUGUUCGUCCUGGUGGACGUGCUGUGUGUGAUUGUGGCAUCUCUGCCCUUCGUGAUCAUGAACAUUGUUUACCGGCCGUACCAACGUGGCAUCUACUGUAACGAUGAGAGCAUCAUGUACCCGCUGAAGGAAGACACAAUCACACAUGGGCUGAUGGCUGCUGUCACCAUUUCCUGUGCUGUUAUCAUUCUAUCAUCAGGCGAAGCUUAUCUGGUCUACAGUAAAAAACUUCAAUCGAACUCAGGAUUUAAUCAGUAUGCGGUCGCUCUCUACAAGGCGGUGGGCACCUUCCUGUUUGGAGCUGCAGUAAGCCAGUCACUCACAGACCUGGCCAAGUUCACCAUCGGACGCCCUCGCCCCAACUUCAUAUCAGUCUGCAAACCCAAACUCUGCAAAGGCUACAUGCCAAUAAUCAACUGCACCGGUGUUCCAGAUGAUGUCACUGAGUCCAGGUUGUCUUUCUACUCUGGGCAUUCAUCCUUCGGGAUGUACUGCAUGCUGUUCCUGGCGCUGUAUGUCCAGGCCAGACUGAGAGCCAAAUGGGCCAGACUCCUGCGACCCACCAUCCAGUUUUUUUUAGUGGCGUUUGCUGUGUAUGUGGGCUACACCCGAGUGUCUGAUUAUAAGCAUCACUGGAGCGAUGUUCUGGUUGGGCUCCUUCAGGGGGCGCUAGUUGCAGUACUUGUUGUGAGAUUUGUAUCAGAUUUCUUCAAGCGACGUCCUCCGACCCAGUGCUCCAGUCCAGACACGGUCGAGAGCGACGUGCUGGAGAGAAAGCCUAGUCUUCAGGUGGGAGAGAUGGAACAGAACAAUCAUUACGGCUACCAUGGACAUGCGUGAGAGACACUUCCACAACCACUCAGACUACAUCUCCCACAAACCACUGAAGCGACAGGAGGCGUGGCUGCACGAGACUACUGCAGUGGUGGACUAACCUUCCUUUAAAAACACAAUCUGCAAUGAGUCUCACUCUCUCCUGUGUGUGUAAUUUUUUAAACUCAGUAAUCUAUUCAAUAUUCACAGUACUUAACAGUUUUAGGUUAUCAGUUCUUAUUUUAUUUUUUGUAAGACAAAUUAGGGCCCAACAAAUGUUAAUGGAUGCUGAGAAGAAUUUCUCUCAUACCUUAGAAGAGAAACGAGCAAAAAUCCCAGCAAAAUGUAUUUAUUGGUUUAUAUGGCACUUUAAAGUGACUGCCGGGUUGGCGAUUACACGAGUAAGCACAACCAAGCAUCUAAAUGUAAUCUUUAAUAUGACCGUGGCAUGAAAUAGCAUGGCACAAAAAAGAAAUAAAGGAAAUAAACUAGUAAAAACGUAUAUAAUACAAUAAUGCUGAGAAGCUCAAAAGCAACAAAAUAUGUAUGUUAUUUAAAUCUCUGUACGUUUCUUUUUUAAAACAUUUCUUGUUGAUUUAACAUAAAGAAAUGUGAAAAACCAAAACUGACAAUCAUAUCCAAUGAAGGACAAUCAUAUUAGUUAAUAAAGCACUUUUUAGAGCAGCUGACCUUGGUUUUUGUAAUUUUAGGUUGUUUAAUAUGAUUAUUAGUCACAUUUUUUAAACAUCUACAUAGAAAUUUAAGCCCAGGUUCUCAUUAAACUACAUUUACAGCAGAUCUAAUCCUACCUAGCUUUACCUCCUGUUGAGGUAUGUUGGUGGUAGUAUCCAUUCUUUAGACUAUGUUCACAUUGCAUGCACCAAUAGUCAAUUCAGAUUUUUGGUUCAGUUCGGAUUUAGGUUUAGACCUUGACAGUUCAGAUUCAUUUAUGUACAUGAUCUGUAUCUGUCUGUAAUGUAAAUGUGAAUGAAUCAGUCCCUGAAUUGAUACGUGCUGCCAGUGCUGGCAAAAACAUGCAAAAAAUCUGAUAUGAGCGUUCACAUUUCUGAUCUGGGACCACAUAUGAAAGUCACCCGAAUCUAAUAUUAAAAGAUGGACUUUUUUGAAAUGUCCACAUAGGCCUCAAAACGUCAGGUCUUUGUAACAAAUCUGAUUUGAGUCACUUCCGCUUAGUAAUGUAAACGCAACCUAAAUGUACAAAGUGUACAAAGAGUUUUUGUGCAGUCUCGCUACCUCUUUAUUAGUUGAGCUGGAAAUUACUUUAAAGCUGGAAUAGUUGUUGUUCUCUGCUUUGGAUCUUUGUUUGAGUCUCUCUUUUAUCUUAAACUAGAGCUGGGGGAAGGUUUACGUGGGCUUGUAUAGGGUGGAAAAUGCAGUGCUGUGGUUUUAGACCCCUCUCCAGCUGCUUUUAAUAUCGUAGCAGCAGCAGCCGUGGUUGCUGUUCAUGUUAGCGUCACUAAAUGUGCCUUAUUUUCUGCACCUUGGUUGGACUGAUUGUUGGAAAGAAGCUAUAAAUACUAUAUAUAAUUGCUGGCAAAUAUUUGUUCAAUGUUUAAGCCAAGAUAAUACCACUAUUUUGUACUUGCUUUUUUUUUAAGUGUUGUAAAAUAAUGCUGUUUUUUUUUUUUUUUUUUUGGUAAAUUUUGAACCAAAAUGCUUGUUGCUCUAUUCUCGUAUCUUUAUGCUGACAAGGUUUGUACCAAAAAAAUACAACGGCUUCAGUGUGUAUACAUUCCAUAUUCUAUAAUAUGUAAUGGCAGUUUCUUUGUAAUUCUGUUGUACUACGUAAAGCUGGGGUUAUACUACACGAUUUUUGCCCUGAUUCUCAGUCUGGCUGUUGGAGUCAAUAGUUGGAGAGUGUCAGUGAUCCAACUGAUUUAUGUCCCAUGAUUUUAAUGUGUCCUAUUAACAGCCAGUGAAACUCAAACAGAAAAAUCAAACUUGGAAAGUCUGGGGUUUUUUUGUGUGUUUAUUUUUUUUACUCCAAUUUAACUACCACGUAUGAAGCUGAAGUUAGCUUCUUAUUUGGCAGGUUUUAUUAAGAAGUUAUAUUCCCCUUUAACCCCUUAAAAUGCCUUGUCCUGUAUACAGGCUACAGGUGUAGGUGAUACAAAACCUAUUUUUUCUGCAGUUAAAAUAACUUAAUAAAUUACAUAAUAACUUAAUAAAUUAAGGGGUUUAAAAUCCCCUUCAGGACACUUUGAGAAGCUGCCUGUUUUCUCUCUACUCCACUUAAUAAUUCCAGAUCAGUAAUAGGAAUCAACCUAAAUUCUGCAUGUUUGAAUAGAUGUUAAAAACUAGACAAACAUAUUUUGUAUAUUGAAAUAUUGAUUUUAAAAGUUUAAAAGUUCAGGAAAUGUCAUUAUAUUUUUGACAUUAACAGAUUUACUUGUAUUCUUUUAUAUUUUCUAUUACAAUUACAAUGAUGAUUUUUAGUAAUGUUCCUUAUCAAACAUGAAAGCUUUUAAUCUAAUGCUUAAAUAUAAAUCCUCAAGAUUUAGUGAUUAAUAUCAGGCAGACUUUUGACCAAAAUCUUGGCCUGUUAAGGGUUUUUUUAAAUGAUGCAUCAAAGCUAUAUUCUAGUUCCUAUUAUACAUCUGAUACUGCAGCAACAUUUAAGGUGGACAGGAAGUUCUCAAGCCUCACUUGUAGAGGGUAACCUCAGUGCACUGCCACGCGUCCGGCAUGGUCUGCAUAAUGCACAGACCUACUGACCUCGUUUUUUCACCCACAACCUCACCCAAAGCCUUUUGUAUACUUUAUUUGGUUGUUUUUUUCAGCACAAAUGAUCACACAAAGGAUGCUGACAGCAAGCUGUUGUGACUCCAUGUUUAGUUUGCCUCUCCUAGGUAUAAAGCAAAACUUUUUGGGGGGGUGUAUUUAGUACAUUACAGCAGGUUGGUAGUUGGUAUUAUAUAAUAUCUAGUCUAGUAGUUGGUUUAGUGUGAGAUGUUGGGCAUUGUUUUCAGGAAAACUCAUUCUAUAGUUUACACCAUUAAAAGUCGUGUAGUGAACCCAAAGCUUUAGGUAACAGCUCUGUACCUAAGACAGCUGCUUUGUAGAUGCAGCUCUGUUCAAUCUAUUGUGACAUGUUUGGCACUUUUAUUGACAUUCCAGCUUAAAUGAUGUGUUUUGUCUUGAUUUCUAUCUACCUUAAGGCCGAUUUCAUCAUUUGCCUGUUCUGGUUCUUACACGUUACCUGCAGAAUUUAGCAGGAAAUGUUUUGCUUACCUGUUUAAGUCUGCUUGAAGACAAAUACUAUCUGCAAAGUAUACAUGAUUAAUUAUACUCUAUGAUUUAAUAGAUAUACUGUAUAUGUAUGCUUGUAUUUGUUUGCAUUGCCUUGUUCCACGUCUACUCAAAUAUAUUUAAGGAUAUCUGGACUGCAAGUGUCUUAACAGUUGAUGUUACCUGUGCCUUCAGCAGCAACAUUGCUGUGUUUCUGAUAAUGUGGCCAAAUGUUGGUCCUGUGCUGAGUCUGAGAAUGCAGCUGUAUGAAUGGACUCAUGUCAGAAGACUGAACGGCCACCCUAAGCUGCAAGAAGAGAGAGAUCUGGAACCUGUACUGGCACAGCGUCACUCUUUAUCCAAUCAGAAGAACUGGAAAAGCACACAGUCACUUGUAAUAAAGUUUCCAAACUGACUUUGACAUGCAGGCCAUGCCUUUUGCUGUGCACAGAGUGAAUUCAUAGAGUUUUGAGAAAACAUUGAGUUUUUUGUAUUGAAUGGGUUGAUUUGCAAUAAAUAGAUGGUAUGCUUGGAA